Messenger RNA from Pichia kudriavzevii, 3855 nucleotides. RefSeq lists its product as uncharacterized. Gene Ontology annotation, molecular function: RNA polymerase II cis-regulatory region sequence-specific DNA binding; DNA-binding transcription factor activity, RNA polymerase II-specific. Gene Ontology annotation, biological process: regulation of transcription by RNA polymerase II. The record is from RefSeq and is a predicted model, not a curated record. The transcript has a single exon. Bases 1 to 3855 code for a protein of 1284 amino acids. Gene Ontology annotation, cellular component: chromatin. Lineage: Eukaryota; Fungi; Ascomycota; Pichiomycetes; Pichiales; Pichiaceae.
AUGGAGAACACCUCAAUGACUAAACGCUCAAUAUCAACUACUACUGAUGAGAACUAUGAAACAGAUAAUCCAAACACUUCUCCCAAAUCGAAUCCAGGAACUUUUUCAGCAACCACAAAUCCCCACAAACAAUCUAGUGCACACUUCAAUGAAAAUGAUGAGGAUCAUGAUGAUGACUUUGGUGUGCCCAUGAAGAGAGUUGCCUCUUCGAAGUCGUCAAAGGCGUCCAAACCAAGACCUCAUGUCUGUUCGGUUUGUACUAGGGCAUUUGCAAGAUUGGAACACUUGAAAAGGCAUGAACGUUCCCAUACUAAUGAAAAACCUUUCCAAUGUGCAGCUUGUGGUCGUUGCUUUGCAAGGAGAGAUUUGGUUCUAAGACAUCAACAGAAAUUACAUGCAUCUCUUCCAACUAAUAAUAGAACUAACGUACCACGUAGGGGGAAAACGCAAAAACUUAAACCCGAAGAUGGUAAAGUUGUUAGAGAUUAUCUAAAUGAUAACAUCAAUAUCGUGCGAAAUAAUACUAGUGCGAAAUUGCCUUUAACCAAUCAAUCAAAUGAUGCUUCUUUUAAAAACAAUGAUGACAUUCACAAUCAUAUUCCUUUUGAUCAUGAUCCAGUGGAUCAUUUCUCUCCAACUGUGGAAAAAAACAACUAUUAUAAUAAUGGAGGGCAUCAUGUCUUCAAUUCUGGGGCUAAUCCCCUAAUGCAAGAUCAAAUUAGUUUUUUCAAUUCUAAUAUUCUAGGUACAAAUAUAACAAACGGCGGAUUCUAUAACUCACCGACUUCCCUUAAUGGUAUGAUGUUUUCGCCAAAUAUGGUCAACACAAAAAACGAGCAUUCACAAAUACGGCAAGGUAAUGUAUCAAAUAUUACUCCUGAGUCUCAACAGAACAAAUCUGUCAAUUCUGACAUUAAACUGAACGAUUACCACAUCGACUCCGAUGAGUUGGAUUCAGACUUGGGUUCGGAUUAUGGCAAUGAUAGGUUUGAUCAUCCAAGGGCAAUGUAUCAGGACGAUUCAAAUAGACUCCAAUUGCAUUCGGAAAAUAAUAAUAAUGGAAAUACUAAUAGUAUGAAUGAUAAUAAUAAUAGUAAUAAUAACAUCAAUAACGAUGCUAGCUCGAGUUAUAGAAACCAUAGGCAUGCGUCUUUCUCCGCAGCAGCUUCCUCCUCGUAUACUGGUUUGCCUGAUACAAGGUACCCGCAUGAUCAAAAUAUGAAAGACUUGGAGAAUGGAGCACCUCAGCAGGUAAGCUUUUCAUCGCCUCAGUUUUCAUACAAGCCAAAUGGUGAAUUGGGGUAUUUGGAUUAUGAAACCUUGGAAAACCUGGAUUUGAAUGAUCUUGGUAUCGAUUUCAGUUCUGUCAACUUCAUAAAUGGUAAUGAUAUGCAUGGUGUAACAUCUAGUAACUCUCCACAUUCAAAUACUAAUUCAAACACUAAUUCAAAUACCAACUCAAAUUCAAACAUCACACCGGCUUCUAUUGCAAGUAACCAUAAUACACCACAUUCCGACGAUUCAAAGGAAAUCAACCUACAAAGGGUCUUGUCAAAUCCUUCAAACGCUGUCCCCUUGCAUAGAGUCUUAUCUCAUCCUAGGUCUGGUGAAGCUUUACAAAAAGUCCUCUCCCAUCCAAAUUCAGAUGUGGCACUACAGAAGGUGUUGUCACAUCCAGAACCUAACCUGGUGCUUGAAAAGGUUCUUUCUCAUCCUUCAGAUACUGAUUGGUUUAACGAAUUCAUAAAUGCACCAAUCGAUACGAACUUCCCUCCAAUUACAAACCACAUUGGAUUUACAGACACUCCAGACAACAUCAACUCUCCAUCAUUCACUGGCAUGAACAACAGCAAUUCUGGUAGUUCGAUGAACAACAAUCACAACGAAACAGCGCAUCAUUUUUCUUCAAACAGUAACGAUUUGAAGCAUCUUUUCAGAUCCAGGCAAAUUGAUCUAUCAAAACAUAUUCCUCAUCCAUACCAAAAUCCAGCUAUACCUGCACGCUGUUCGGAAUCUGUCAGAGAGCAUAUAAUGGCUGAAUACAAUUUAAAUCAUCAACAGUUUCCCAAGUUGGAAGAUUUGAAUCAUUAUCUUGCGUUGUAUGAAUUAGAAUUCAACAAAUAUUUUCCCUUUGUUCAUAUACCAUCAUUCAAGAUUGACGAAAACAUGGAUCAAAUUCCAUUGAUGUUAUCAAUGGCAGCCAUCGGCGCCUUGUAUUCUUUCCAUGCACGGAAUUCUUCAACGUUAUUCAAUUUCUCAAGGUUUUUAAUCCAUAAUUUCAUGGAAGUUCAAAUGCAGUCUAAAGUUUUCAAUGAUAUACCGUUACAUAUUACACAAGCUUUAGUUUUGCAUAUGUUUUUGGGUAUGUUCCAUAAUGAUGCGGAAGUUACCAAGUUGAUAUCCAGACAAUUGAACUCACUUGUUUCGUUGGUUAAGACGACUAGGUUGGAUAUGCCUUUGGAGAGUUUGCUUUUACCACCAGGAAUCAAUUACGAUAUUGUUCAAAGUGAUAACUUUGGUUUGAUCGAGUCUUGUUAUAAGUAUUUUAUACUUGCCCAAUCCAGAAUCCGGACAAUCCAUGUCUUGCAUCAAAUUACCGUUUUAUUUGGUUGUCUGACUAACUCAAAGGUUGAACUAUCUGCUGAUAGCAUUGAGUCCGGUUCUCCGUGUUCAAUUGAGGAAUUGUGGAGUUGUAAAAACUAUAAUGAAUGGAUCCUCAUUUUGAAGGAGAAGCAUAUUGCAAUAUCAAGUAAAUUCCUAUUGAUUAGAUUGAGCAAUGGUUACCAGUAUAGAGAAUUAUGGAGAAGUUUACAAAACCUAUCACUCGAUAAAGAUGUUGGUUUAAGAGGCAUGCUAUCCUUACUAAUGUCAAUGAAUGAAUUUAUACACGAAGAAUCAAUGGAAAUUGAUAAGGAUUCGAAUAAAAGUCAAGGCUUUAAACUGGCUGAAUGGAGGAUGGAACAACGUCCAUACAUUGAAUCCUUGAUUAAGAUUUGGGAGAGUUGUUUCAUCCGAAACGGGGGUGUUUUAGUGCCAAGAGGUCAAAAUAUACAUACGAUUAACAACAGUUGUGCGUUGAAGUUGACCUUGCCACUAUUAUCGUUUGCUAAAAUUAAUAAAUGUGUACAUAUCAGCUCCGUUUUGGAACACGUUUGGGCAAGGAAUUGGGAACAGAUGAACGUGGAAGUUAAAAGACUGACACUUGACGUGGAAGCGUUGAGAGAUUCGAUCAACUAUUCGUUGGACAUCGUUAAUCUCUGGAUUGAAAUUAUAUCAAUUACAAAUGAUGCAGAGAAAACUUCAAUUAGAACCCCUAUUUUUUUUCUGACAUGUUUAUUCACUUCAACAUUACUAAUUUCGGAGUACCUCUACGCAACUGAACUGUGGGCCCACAAAUAUAUUGGAGAUAAGACCCUAAUUAACCCUUUGACAACUUCUGAUCGUGUUCUAUGGAUGAGAGCCGAAAAAAUCUUCAAAAAAAUAGAAAAAAAUCUUUUACCUUUAGGUUCGAAUAACCAAUCCUAUUCUGAAUUUUUGAGGCUACAGGCAAAUGGUGCGCUCGAUGUUGAGAUCUUGGAUGACGAAAUUGCAAAACUAGCACUAGGCCCAGGAGAUUUACAACCAAUUGCCGAAAUCAUCAUAAGUGGCAGACUAAGUACCAGAUGUCUUUCGUUGGGAGUGAGGAUAUUGGCUGACGCUCCAGUUUGGCCCAUUGCAUUAUUGUUUGCAGAAGCGUUGAAGGCCAGAGCAACACACAUUCAUGAAUGCACGAGUUCUUGGAGUCCAUGCGAAAAUGAAGACACUAAAAAGGAAAGUGCUGAAGGCGGUGCUGUCAUUAAUUCUAAGGCUGAAUGA